UUGAGACUCUGAGACUUUGAGACUCUUCCACACACACACACACACAUACUUUGUGUGGAGAUGUUAGUCUUAGUCUUGAUCUGGUCAUGUCUGUUUAACGGUUAAUUAAUGGUUCAUUUGGAUAGCUGUAUCUAAUAAGAGUUAUUUUUGAGGCACAUUGUUAAGCUAUUGGUAAAUAAAGCUGGUGCAGGAAGAGCUUUCACUUUCGAUUUCUCUGAAGACUGAAGUAUGGGUGUGUUUCAGUGUGCUUUUAAAUGGCUGCAGCUGUUUCUCAUUAGACUUUCUCGUCCUGUUUUCUCCUUCAUUACGAGGCUCUUCGGCGUUAUGGAUAAAUCUUGCAAGGCUGUGAGACAGAACCGGGCUAUGGGUAACUCACACAACUUUUUCCAGGACUCUGACGAGGAAUAUGACUCUACAUGGGAUGAUGAACCUGACCAUGAGGAGACUAGAGAGUCCCCUGUGCAAUGGCCCUUAAGUCCAAAGAGGAACACAUAUGCUGCGAAAGACAUGCAAACCUUUAGACACAAGUGUCAGAAAACCGAAAAUAAUGACAGGACAGAUGAUAUGGAGAAUGACGAAGACUUACCAAAUCUGAAGUUUUACAAAAAUGUCAUGCAUUUCCGCCCUGAUGGUGUGUACAUUGAGGAUUUUCACAACUACUGGUUUGGUGACUAUGGCAGGCUGGAAUAUGUGCACUCCUACAUUCAAUGGCUGUUUCCAAUUCAGGAGAAGGGAGUGAACUUUGAUUCACGUGAGCUUAGCCUAAAAGAAAUCAAGCUGUUCCGUAAGGAUGAGGAGGUGAAGAAAAAAUUGUUGACGUCUUACAAGAUCAUGUUGGACUUCUACGGCAUAGAACUUGUCAGUGAGGAAACUGGAGAGGUGAAACGUGCAGUAAACUGGAAAGAACGAUUUGCAAACCUAAAUAGAAACACACACAACAAUCUUCGCAUCACCCGCAUUCUAAAGUGCCUGGGUUUACUGGGGUUUCGUCACUAUCAAGCACCGCUGGUUCAUUUCUUCCUUGAGGAGACUCUGGUGGAAGACACACUUCCACGAGUAAAGCACAGCGUUCUGGACUACUUUAUGUUCGCAGUUCUGGACAAGUCUGAACGAAAAAAGCUGAUCAGAUUUGCCUUCUGGAAUUUUGAGCCAAAAGAGAAAUUUGUGUGGUGUCCUAGAAGGAUUCGUAAUAAAUUCUUGAAAGAGAAAGGAACAGAGAAAGGGAGUCACAAAUUACAUGCUGUUCCCAAUGAAGGAAUGUCAAGUGAUUCAAACUCUCAAAGCAAUCACAAUGAUCUGAUGAACAGCACAGAAGUACAAAAUAAAGCUGAAAUCAAAACAGAUACUAAUGAAGACACAAGUGAUGAAAAAUCUCUUAGCAGCAAAAUCAGAAAUGAUGAGAAUGUGUCAAGUGAGUGUCAAGAUUCUGAAAAACAAGCUUUACCUGUCCCUGCUGCAGGAAAUGCAAAAACAAGUAAUGCUAAUGAAGAAACUCAAGCUCUGUCCGGAGUUGAUUCUCAGAAGGAAGACAGUAAAGCAAGAAAUAAGAAGAUCCCAAAUUCUGUACAAAAAGCUACAGAAAAAUCGGAUGAGAAUGACAGUGAAUAUGUUGUCUCUACCAAACAGUCAAAGGUUCUGAGUGGUGAUAAAAACUUUGACAAUAGUACAGCCAGUGAUGAAAGCACCAAUGAAAACCUCACACAAACUUCUAAUCACAGCUCCACAAGCGAGAGUGUUGCAAACAAAACACCUCUAUCAGGUGGAAACUCAGGGAGUGAUCAGCAAGAUCAUGAAAAUCAAGAAGACAAAUCUGAGCAAGGCAAUAAAGAUGAUUUAAAAUCACAGCAUACUGAUAGAGAUUCCAAAGAAAAUGAUUCAGAAGAAAUCCAGAAGAGUGGCAGUGAAUUACCAGAAGACAGUGCUGCGACUGGAACUGCCACAGACAAUGAGGAAAACCAAUCUGUGGAAAGUAAUGCUGAAGACAGCCUUACUGAUGAGCAUGUUAGUAAUGCUGUCACAUCACACUAUAAUGAAAAUUCAGACUCAACAGAAGUUAAGAAUAGAGAGGACACUGAAUCUGAACAAGGCAUAGCUCUCAGGAGUGAUGUUAACUCAUCUCAGGUUAUUCCUGGUAAGGAUACAGAGACAGGAGAGAGCACUAAAGAAAAGUCUGCUGAGGACAAAAAGACAGAAAUUGGGUGUGUGAGAGAUGGAGGAACUGAAAACGAGGAAAAUAUCCAGACUCGGUUGUAAAAGUUGUUUGACCAGAGAUGUUUAAGGGAUCGUGUUUGAUGGUGGUACCUAUUAAAAUGUGUUUUUUUGUGCUGGUUUUUUUGAAAAUGCAAAAAAAAAAAUUUUGUGAAAUUGACAUUUAAUAUGAUUGUUUUUCAUGCCAAGGCUAUUUUAAUAUUCAUCUUCAAAGUCAUGGUGGAUCCGGAACCUAUCCCAGGAACAGGUGGUAAUACACCCUGGAUGGGGCGGCAGUACAUUGUAGCCUAGUUUAAUAAACUGAACAAGAAAAGUUUAAUAGGAAUAAUCAAUUUCUGCAAAUCUAUUGCUGGGUUAAACUAUAUAAAUGAUGUGUUAAAUGUAUGAAUUCUGAAGCUGUCAAAGAAUGUGUGUAAUAAACUGGGGAUGAGUAAUGA
Pangasianodon hypophthalmus (striped catfish) is the source of this 2645-nucleotide messenger RNA. Its product is annotated as opioid growth factor receptor-like protein 1. Gene Ontology annotation, molecular function: opioid growth factor receptor activity. The record is from RefSeq and is a predicted model, not a curated record. The transcript has 8 exons. Lineage: Eukaryota; Metazoa; Chordata; Actinopteri; Siluriformes; Pangasiidae. Gene Ontology annotation, cellular component: membrane. The coding region runs from base 229 to 2253 and encodes 674 amino acids.